This is a messenger RNA of Rotaria sordida, 1323 nucleotides long. The record is from the annotation of a GenBank genome assembly. NCBI's taxonomy places the organism in Eukaryota, Metazoa, Rotifera, Eurotatoria, Philodinida, Philodinidae.
AUGAAUUUAAUAAAUGAAAAUGAAAUUCAACCUGUAACAACUAUUGAAGGAUUAGAAAAGGAAAAAACACUCAGAACAGAAACACAUAUUGAUUUUUCAUCAGAUACAAACGUGCAUGAAAAUGAAGAUAUCUUUUCAUUGCUUGUUAAAGAUGCACGUGUAGUUGCAAAUAACUCAAUGCGUAUGUUUUUUUUUCUCAUCGAAGAAAUAGAUUUCGUUAUAUUUUUAGCAAGUGAUGGUUCGAAGAGUCAAAAAAGAUUAUUGGAUAAAGAUUUUGAUAUAAUUGAAAAUGAGAAUUUAUUGGGUUCAUCCAACUACGUAUCCUACACCGAUUUUAUGAUCUUGAAAAAACGAUGUCUUGAUUUGGAAUCUCGAGUAGAAAAAUUAGAAAACGAACGGUUACGUACGUAAUGUUUAUUAUUAAAUCAUUUUGUUUUUCUUGAAAUAGAAUCCUGGUGCUAGGAAUAGGUAUUUUCAAAAAAUUACUUAGAUUGCUUCAGUUUUAAAAUAAUGUAAGACUUUGAAACAUGGUCAUCGUUUUCAUAAAAAUCGUGUUAGCUGUGACUUUUUUUUAUUUUGAAAAAAGAGUAUUAUUCUUGUUAAUAAUGUAGUUUGUUUUUUAUAUGAGAAACUCCUUAACAUAUAAGUAAAAAAAGGGUAUCAUUUUAAAGAAUUGUACAGUACCUGUGUUAAAUACUACGUUGACUUAUGUAAGAAUCUCCCCAGGUGUUCAAGUUGUUUAGACUUUAUCUUUUGUUUCUAAGUAGACAGCAAUGAGAUGUGAAAAAGGUGAAAAGAACUCAUUCUUUUGAACCUUUGUUUUCGGGAUGUCAAAGUUUUUAUAGUCGCAUCAUACAAAACUAAAGACUUUUAGCAAGACAGUAUUUUUUACCUUUGAUCUGAAACUUCGUACACGCUAAGAUCGCAAUUAGACUAGGUGGUGUACAAAAUUUAUAUUUUUCAAACUUAGUUUUUAUAAUAUGUGAAUUUUUUAACAUAUUGUCUUUGUGCCACGCAUAGUAUAGAAAAUAUAAAUAUUUAGUAAAUCUUAUACUUGGUAGAAACUAGAUUCGAAAAGUUUGAAUUUUUAUGCAGAAUCUAGCCUAGUUAAAGCCUUAUUGUGUGCGAGAUUUCAGAACAAACUUUCAAACUAUUGCCUUGCUGUAAGUCUUGAGUUUCUUAUGAUGGAAUUCAUAAAAAUUCAAUGACUCUGAAAUGAUGGCUUGAAAGAACAAAUCCCUUUCACCUUUUUCAUACUUUAUUGAGGUCUAUUUAUGAUAAAAAGAUGAAGUCUAAACGACUUGAAUACGUGAGAAGGUUCCC